Messenger RNA from Vidua macroura (Pin-tailed whydah), 4994 nucleotides. RefSeq names its product dehydrogenase/reductase 7B (gene DHRS7B). The transcript has 7 exons. Gene Ontology annotation, molecular function: oxidoreductase activity. Lineage: Eukaryota; Metazoa; Chordata; Aves; Passeriformes; Viduidae. Bases 186 to 1115 code for a protein of 309 amino acids. Gene Ontology annotation, cellular component: membrane. The record is from RefSeq and is a predicted model, not a curated record.
GCCUGUGUUCCCGAGGUUUGUUUUUAGAGGCAGCCCUGGGCUCAGCUGGCAUCGGACACUUGCCUGGAUCGCUGCCGUUUCCCGAUUUAACUCGGGGCUCUCCUGCUGCAGCAGCGAGGCAGCUCCAGCUCACAGCCACUGCAGGGGAGCCCCUCCUCAGGAAGACAGUUCAGAAAGGAAAGCUCAUGGAUUUCACAAGCACUGUCAUCAUCCCGCUGCUUUUUGGCAGCCUGGGGAUCUUCGCGCUGUUCCGGCUGCUGCAGUGGAUGCGGAUGCGAGCCUACCUGCAGGAAGCUGUGGUGGUGAUCACAGGGGCCACCUCUGGCCUGGGGAAAGAAUGUGCCAAAGCUUUCCAUGCAGCUGGCUCCAAGCUGGUGCUCUGUGGCAGAGACAGUGAGAAGCUGAAGGAGCUGGUGCAGGAGCUCUGUGCUGUGAAGAAUCACCGCAAGAACACACACGAACCUCACACUGUGGUGUUUGACCUCUCGGACACCAAAGCUGUGGUAAAUGCUGCUGAGGAGAUCCUGAAGGCUUUGGGUCACGUGGACAUCCUGAUCAACAACGCUGGCAUCAGCUUCCGAGGCACAAUCGUGGACACAGGGCUGCACGUGGAUAAGAAAGUGAUGGAAACAAAUUACUUUGGACCUGUAGCCCUCACCAAAGCACUUCUCCCCUCCAUGAUCAAGAGGAGACAAGGCCACAUUGUGGCUAUCAGCAGCGUGCAAGGCAAAAUAAGCAUUCCUUUCAGAUCUGCAUAUGCUGCCUCUAAGCACGCUACCCAGGCCUUCUUUGACUGUCUGCGAGCAGAGGUGGAGCAGUAUGACAUUGAAGUGACAGUGGUGAGCCCUGGGUACAUCCAGACAAACCUGUCCCUCAACGCUGUCACAGCGGAUGGAUCUCGCUAUGGAGUUAUGGACAAGACCACGGCCGAGGGACAGACGGCGGCUGAGGUGGCUCAGGUGGUUCUCAAUGCAGUGGGACAGAAGAAGAAGGAAGUGCUUGUGGCUGGCCUGACCCCCUGCCUGGCUGUCUACCUGAGGAACCUCUGCCCCAGGCUCUUCUUCACCUUAAUGGCAUCCAGAGCAAAAAAGGAGAGAAAAGCAAAGGGCUCUUAGAGCUCAGCUGCCCUGAGCAGGGAGAGGCUGAGCCCCUGCAGUCAGCUGGGACAUCACUGGAGGUGCUUCUGCAGGAAAAUCCUUUCUCAAAAAGCUGUUUACCAUUGCAUGGAGACUGGGAACUGGUUUCCCCUACACUGCUGGAAGAGGAACCUCAGCUGGAGAAGGAAGGGUGCUUGGACAAUGGGGGAGAGCUGAGGCUGCAGGGGAGGGGUCAGGGGAACACUGCAGCUGGGGACGCCCCUGCCUGGGAGACUCCUCACCUCACUGCAGGCACACUCAGCUUUACUGGCCUGCUACAAAUAAAACCCACCUGUUCUGCCCUCACACGAGCAGACCUUGGCUGUCCCCACCCCUGUGAAAUACAGUCCUCAGCUGGGAGCUCUGGUGAUCAGUGUCUCAUUCCCUCUCCUUCCAGUCUGAUCCAGGACAUGCUGCUUGCAGUGGGAAACUUCACAGCUUCUUCCUGUUAACGUGCCAAGUCAUCUGAUAAAUUAAGCUCAAUCCAGUGCCACUUUUAAAGAAGUAACUGAUGUACAAUUUGGGUGUAUUUGGCAUCAUUUUACCUGUCUGAAUCAUGCCCUACUGAUGUACUGGGACAGUUAAUUCUGCAGUGACAGCGCUCUGUGAAUCCCAGCCCAAGGAAUGCAGGGAAGCACUGAACAGGUAGAACAGCACAGCAAGGCAGCUGCUGCCAGGACACACUGCACAGGUGACAGCAGCACACCUGGGCCACCUGCAGCUCAGAGCAGGUGUGACCCUCUGGAUGCCAGGCACUCUCUGGUACUAGAGAAGAAUCCAUGUGUGUAAAGUGCAGAGUGUGGCAGACAGACCCUUUGUUCUCAUCUGCUUUAAAGCAAUCACAGAUGCUAAUUAGGAUCACAUCCAGUGGGGAAUGAUACCUGCCUGUUCAGGUAUCUCCUCAGGGAGCCUGACAGCCUGAAAGGGUGCCAUGUUCCAUUCCUCACCCCUUCUCCUCAUGUGAGGGAUUACCAGCACCACUAGGAAAAAGGAACUGCUGCACAGAUAUAGGACAGAAAUAAUCUUAAAGUUGAAAUAAACUCUACUAGUAGGAACCAAGGUUCAGACCUUUCCUGCCACCUCCAAGCACUUGCCAGCAUUUUCCAUGUGUCCUGCCUCACAUGUCUUGUCUGGGAGUGCACACCUGAUGACAAAUAAAUUACAUUGCUAUGAAAUUAAUCCCUUGGUCUACUCCAGCUCCUCACAGCACAUAACUUAAGAGGAAGGGAAAAUAGGAGGGUUUUGUUUUUCCUUACAUCCCUGCAAGGUGCUAUUUUAGCAGUAGUAGCUGCAGAACAACAUGCUUUACCCCAGCCCUCUUUAUGGGACCUGUUAGCUUACACAGUGUGAAUCCACACAGAGGAUUAGUCACACAAACUCUGAUAUGGAUGUGCAGGCUCAGCAGGACCUUCUCCUUCCAAAAGCCUUUUCUUAACCACUACAUUUACAAAUGUUCUCUGAGAACCAGGAUGUGUUUAAUGACGACAAUGCUGCUGCUCUGUCAGGACAGCCAUCCUCUGCCACCUUCCCUGUGGCUGAGGCUGCAGCUGUGUCACAGAAACGCCUGGGCUUGGACUGACAAGGUGAAGCUUUCAGGUGUGUAGACACCUUUUUUCCUGUUAAGAUAGGAAAGCAAGGCAUUACCUUCUCUGCCUCUCCACAAGGGGAGUGUUUGUGUUAGUUGUGCUUUUCCUUUUGUGUUUCCCGUGCUCAGAUCCUCAGGAUCUUGAUGAAAUGCAGUGCUCCUGCCAGGCUUGUUCAGCUGCUCCACGUUCUGGUGUUUCAGGUCGUGGCUACCCAGGAAGGACCAAGGGGCUGCUUUGCAUUCCUGUGUUCCCAUCCAGGGCACUGAGGGCGAAACACAUCAGGCCUGAGGGAAAAAAUUAUGUGUGGGGAGUUCCUGUAGUUACUGUGGGAACUUCAGCUCCAAGGCAGAGGUUGCUGAGAGUGCACCCAUUUCCUCUGGAGGUAAAUUCCCUGUCUGUGAUGAGGGGAAUGCUGCACACUCCAGAGCACAUCCACAAUGGGCAGGGUGGGGCAGCAAAGUGUGGGGGCUUCUGAGGGAGGUUUGUCCCCAGCCACUGUUGAUUCCACUGAGCUACUGGCACUGGGGACAGCAGAUACAGCACCACUCCACAUGGCUGAGAAUUUUUGGAAGUUGUUUUACCAUUUCACCCUGCACUAAAAUACCCCUCAAGACUCCUCUCAUUCUCCCAGGUCACCUUGAACAGUUACAGCCCUGACUAACAACCAGAAUGUUAAAAAGCAUUUUAGCUACAUUAUCACUGAGGUUCCUUGGAAAACAAACCCCUCUGCCUCUCCACCUCAGAAUAGAGUAACAGCUGUGUUUUUCAAUCAGACCUACCCAUUGUGACAGCUAAGCUGACUUUUCACCUUUCCUCCUGCAGUAAGAGACCCCAGGAAACUUGGUAAUUUUUAACUCAAGUCUCUGAUGUCAGCCAUGCAUUUAGGGAACCCACCAUAGUGAUCAUUCCAGAGCAGGGGAAGCUUAACACAAAAAGGUACCAGGACCCCAGAGGUUUGGUGCAGGAAAGGAACUAACAGCUCUGAGAAUUAUUCUGCAUUAAGUAAAAAAAAGAUCAGGAACACCUUUGGUGUGGCCAGCACAAAGGUAUUUCAGGGCCUUCUGUAGCAAUAAGCAGUAGUAGCUGUGGCAGAUGUGCCACUGGCUUCAAAUCCAUCCAGCAGGGACUCUGGAAACACAUCAGGGUGGAAGGGCAGCCUGCCCAGCCUGGCCUAACCACUGAAAGAUGAAGUAGCUGCAUUUCUUUGCCUCCUCUCUGCCAAGGCAACUGUACAUUGUUGCUAUAAAUAGAUGCUCUGGAUCCCAGCUUCUUUUAACCUUGGAGGGAGAGAGCUCAGCCACUGUACAAAGGGCUGCUGCCACCCAGAAAUGUCUCACUGCCACUGCAGCUCCUCCAGCCCACUCAGGUACAGCUGCCUGGUGCUCAGGGCUGGGAUCACUCAGCAAACCCAGUUUGCCCAGCACACACAGAAUGGGCUGCAUGUCCUGCUCACAGAAAAACUGCCCCAGCAGAGAAGCACAAGUCAGAACCGUGGUCAGAACAGCCCAUGGAGACGAGGACAGGGGAGUCCUUGGUGCCUGCUGUGGCAAUUUGGAGAGAUAAAGAUAGAAAGGCAGAAUUUGGGGUCUGACCCCUGUCAAGGUCAGUGUUUGAGCUGUGAAGGUCAGGCUGCAGCUCCCACUGGAGCAGGGAGCACACAGUGCACGGGAAGCUCUCACUGCAGGCCUUUGCUCUCCUAUUCCAAAUGUAACACCUGGAGCUGUGCCAAGCUGGCCCUGCCAAUGCCAGCCACACCUAUUCCCCAUGUGGUGGGAGGAGAUUACAGACAGCAAGCCCCUAUCUUUUAAAAAUAACUGGCAGAUCUCACAGAGAGUAAAUGCUUCCCACUCUAAGAACAAGAUUUUGAGUUUAGAGCUAAAAAAUGGAUUAAUGCACAGGACUGGAUUCUAAAAUUUCAGGUAACAGUUACAAGACACUGUUACAUAGAUGCCUUGCAGCAGGAGCAAGCAGUUCCUGUGUUCCAGGAAAAAACAGUGGAAUUGUGUGGUCAGGGCACAGCACAAAGGUAGGACAGGUGGACUCCCACCUUAGGAAGAACAAGAACUGAGCAGAAUUUGUUUGUACCUGGACACUUAAAGUGAUAUCACUUUGAUAACAGUGACAAGAGAGCGAGAGCAUUUGAAAUUCUCAUCCUUUAAUGGUCAAUGAUAACUUCUGGCUGGUUCUGUGUAAUACAAUUAAACAAUAUACUUAAAUGUUUCCCAAAAAAAAAAAAAAGAAAAAAAAAAAAAAAGAAAAAAAAAAAAAGAAA